Molecule: messenger RNA, 1217 nt
Organism: Dendrobium catenatum
Lineage: Eukaryota; Viridiplantae; Streptophyta; Magnoliopsida; Asparagales; Orchidaceae
Product: imidazole glycerol phosphate synthase hisHF, chloroplastic
Exons: 13
Coding region: 16-1050 (344 amino acids)
Biological process (GO): L-histidine biosynthetic process
Molecular function (GO): imidazoleglycerol-phosphate synthase activity
Source: RefSeq, a predicted model, not a curated record
UUGAAAAUUUUCUUUAUGUUAGAGGUUGGGUUAGCAUUAUUGAGGAACUUUCUUUGUCCGUCAACUAAAUCAAAGUUGAAGAGGUUAGAGAGUGGGAAGGCAUCGAGACUUGCUAAGAGAGUAAUAGCAUGUCUUGACGUCAGGGCAAAUGAUUCAGGCGAUCUUGUUGUUACUAAAGGUGAUCAAUAUGAUGUACGUGAGCAUACAGAUGAAAAUGAGGUUAGAAACCUUGGCAAGCCAGUGGAGCUUGCUGGUCAAUACUACAGUGAUGGAGCUGAUGAGGUUACUUUCCUUAACAUAACAGGAUUUCGUGAUUUUCCUUUGGGAGAUUUGCCAAUGCUUCAGGUACUGCGCUACACAUCAGAAAAUGUCUUUGUACCAUUGGCAGUUGGUGGUGGUAUAAGGGACUUCACAGAUGCAAAUGGAAGGUACUAUUCAUGUUUGGAGGUAGCAUCAGAAUAUUUCAGAUCAGGAGCAGAUAAAAUUUCAAUUGGAAGUGAUGCUGUCUAUGCUGCAGAAACCUAUUUGAAAACUGGCGUCAAGACUGGACAAAGCAGCAUAGAGCAAAUUUCUACAGUUUAUGGCAAGCAGGCUGUGGUAGUAAGCAUAGAUCCUCGCAGGUUAUAUGUCAAGAGUCCUGAGGAAGUUGAAUUUAAGACUGUAAAACUUAGGAGUCCAGGCCCACAUGGAGAAUAUUAUGUAUGGUAUCAGUGCACGAUCAAUGGUGGACGUGAAGGUCGACCCAUCGGAGCUUAUGAGCUUGCAAAAGCUGUAGAAGAGCUUGGAGCUGGAGAAAUAUUACUCAAUUGCAUUGACUGUGAUGGUCAAGGACAGGGUUUUGACAUAGACCUAAUCAGACUGAUUACUGAUGCUGUUAGUAUUCCUGUAAUUGCAAGCAGUGGUGCUGGUGCUGUUGAGCACUUCUCUGAAGUGUUUCAGAAGACAAGUGCUUCAGCUGCUCUUGCAGCUGGCAUUUUCCAUCGCAGAGAGGUUCCUAUUUUAUCCGUCAAAAAGCAUUUGCUAGAGAAUGGCAUAGAAGUCAGGUCGUGAUGAGGUUUGGGCAGCACUGCAAAUCUCUCUUUGGAACGAGGGAUUCAUAGUUUAUUAUUCUGUUCUUUUUUUAUAUUUUGGGAUGUUUAAAUACCAAUUUAAAUAUGUUGGUGAUAAAGUUAUUAUUAUGAAAAUUAUAUUAUUCCAUUAUAUAUUAUAUUUUUGGU